AGUUUAAUUUAUUCUACGAUUGGAUAAAGAUUGGCGGGUAAAGAAGUUUAUCUAAAAAAAUUUAAUAUAACUUUUUAUAUUAUAUUUAUAUGUGAAAUAUAUAUAGUAAUUUAAAUGAAAAUAUUUAUCUUUCUAUAACUUAUAAUUUUAUUUUAUCGUGUAAUCUUUUCAAAUUUCAUAUAAUGGAAACUGCAAAGACUAGGUAUUCGAGAACAAUAGAAGAAGUACAUAAAAGUUUAGAAUUAGCUGUUAUUAAGGAAUCUGAUUUGCGGAAUGUAACGCAAAUUUUAUAUUCUACACAAGAACAUAUAAAGAAAACUACAGAAAAACAUAUAAAAUUAUUAGAACUUGAUGAACAUUUAAUAGAGGCAAUAAAUAAAGGAGACAGUUUAACAUUUCAGGGUAAUAAAAAAGAUUUUGCAGUAUUAUGUACAAGAAAUCGAACAUAUGAUAUUAGAGAAGCAGGAACAUCUAACUCUUGUUUAUUAGUACCAAAAUUAAAUUUAUCUGAACAAAUAAAUGUAAAUACAGAUCGAAUAAUAAAAUAUUAUAAUGUUUGUGGAAUUUUUCAUACAUAUUAUGAGACAAAAGAAUGUAAGCCUAAAUGGGAAAAAUUACUUAGUAUACUUGAACCCACAUCUUUUAAAGGAAUGGAAUAUGAAUCAUCAAUAAAUCAUGAACUUUUAUAUAAUUGGCAUAGAUUACAAAAUGAAAUACAAGCCAGUGAAGAUGAACUAAUUCAAGCUUUAAAUGAUUAUUUAAUAGUUAAUAUUGAUGGUUACUUUCGUCUAAUAUCAUUUGAAUUUGAAGUUCGAAGUUUAACACUUAUGUUAGAUAUUUUGGAAGAAAAUAGUUGGGCAUUAAAUGAAGUAGAUAAAGAAUUUACAUAUGAAUCUUUGAAAGAAUUUAUUUUUAAAUCAGUUUUUGAUGCUAUGUUUGCAAGAUAUACACAAGUAAGUGAAAAGUCAAAAAAGGAUGGAACAUCAUUAUAUAGGUACAAUGAGGAAAAAUGUUGUAAGACUUUAGCAAAAGUACUUCUUGCUGUUUCUCCAAUAACUGAAUAUAAACAAUUUAUGAAAUCAUGGAAUAUUGGCACACCAGAAAAAAUGGAACCAAAAGAAGAAUAUUUAAAAGGAAUUGCUCUUAUCAAAUGGAAUAAUUCAACAAUGACAAGAGAAGUGGUAUCAUUUACAGAAGCUAAUUUGCCAAUAGAUAUUAAUGAAAGAUUUAAUGAACUUUUUAAAGCAAAAAAUAAAUGGACAGUUCAGGAAAUAACACCUUAUAUAAUAAAUUUAACAACAAAUAAAAUGAAUGUUAAUGCUCUUCUAACUAAAUAUGCUAGGUGUUCAAUUAUUAAUGGUAUUAAAUAUUACAGUUCAAAAUAUGGUAAAUAGUUAAGUAAAAAUCAUUUAAUAAUACAAUGAUACAAUGCCAUAAUUCAAGCUUUUAACUUUUUUCUUUCCAAGAGUUUAGUUUUCAGUUAAAACUGUUUCCUUUUUUUCUUCUGAAAAGUUAUUAUUUCUAUUGUACCAUUGUUAAAUAUUAUUUCUACUUUUAAUUAGUUGAUUUAUAAUUAGUUGAUAUAAGUAGACUAGAUAUUACUAAAUUAUAGUCAGUGAAAUUAAAUACAUGAAAUAUAAUUUGUAAGCAAUAAGGAAUACUUUGUUGAUAAUGUGAUAGGAGUUUUUUUUAAGUAUAAAGAAAAGUUUUUCUACAAAGCAGACAAAGAAUUACAAUUGGCUCAUUAUUAGUUCGCCUUACGCGUAAUUAAAUAAAAUAAAUAAAUACUUGUUGUCAAAAUGGCACAAAGAAAUAUCAAUACUAUGCUAUGAUUAUUAAUUAAAUGGACGCAUUUCUAUUAAAAUUUAUACAAUAAUGUGAAUAUGUUGAUGCUGACCUGUUAUUGUUGAUAUUAUGCUAUUAUGUAACAAUCUUAAAAGUAUUCAUAAUGCUGAAAUCAUCUUACUAUUUAUUAUUUUGCCCGUAGUAAUAAUACAUAGUUACAUUUACACAAUUUUAUAAAUAUUUUUUAAAUAUUGUAUCUUAAUUUUUAUUACUUAAUUGAUAAUAGUAAUUGAUUCAAUGAUGCUAGAAUAUUUUCAUUUCAGUAGUUAUUUUAUCCUUUUUCUUAAAAAAAAAAAAAAAAUUACAACUAUCUUUAUAUAUACUAACAAUUAUAAAUAGUUUAUAUAUUUAUUAUUUCGUUAUACAAAUUACGAAAUCUUGUAUGAUCGUGGAAGAUAUUUAGCUAUAAAAAAACUAAAAUAAAUUAAACUUUUAUUAUUUUUAAGUUGAUUUAUGUGUGCGUGCGUAUGCUUGUGUGUGUAUAACAAAUAAUCCAGUAAAUUUAUUGAAUGACAAUUGAAAAAUUUAUAACAUAUAAUCGGCUUAUUAAUAAAAUUUGUCACAUAUACAAUUUUUUAAAUUAUCCAGCAUGUGUUUUAUAAAGAAAAAAGUUUCUUUUCUAACAAUAUUUUAAUUUUAUUACAUCAUCAUAUAUUGUAAUAUUCGUCAUGGCAUACUUAAAAACUAUUACUAUUGUGUAUAAAGAAGAAUUAUAAAACAAAAUAUAUACUUUAUACUAUUACAAUAUUGAAGAUGACAUAAACAUGCAUCAUGAAAGAUAUAGGAUUGAAAACUUUUGAAUAUUUCAAUAGAAUUCUAAUAAAUAAGUGACUACAAUUUAUGGAAAAAAAAAAAAAAAAAUUGAAUAUAGUAAAAAUAUAUGUGAAAAAUAAUAUUUACUAGAAAUAAUACUUGUAACCCAAUAAUUAAUAAUAAUUAAUAUUAUUAUUAAAUGAUAGAAAUUUUGAAUAUUUAUUUAUAUACAAUUAAAGUAAAUCUAAAGAAAAGUAUCUUAUAUUUUCGAUGCAAUAGCAGUGUCGAACAUUGUAAUCGUAAAUUACAAAUUCCUGGGAUGUUACAUUAAAAUGUAUUAUUGUAUAUGUAUAAUCAAUAAUAAAAUUUGUUCAUAUUGUACAUAUAAAUACGCCUUGGCACAUUAGUAUUCAAAACUAUAGUUGUUGUAAAGUAAUGAGCAAUGUAAAAAUCAGUCAAACAUCAUGGAUAAUAAUUUUAAUCCAAUAUGAAACUAAAUUUCCUCCCAGGAAUGUAAAAAAAUAAAUGUAUAAAAAUGGAAUACUUAAUUUAUGGAAUAUUUAAUAGAUUUGUAAAUGCACUGCCGUUAUAAGCGCAUUAUAUUGACAAGUUAUCAAUACUAUUCUUAUGCAAUGGUGAAAUUUGUAUAAAUAUUUUAUAGGAACUGACUUGCCGCUGAAGAAUGAUUCAUGAUUUUUUAUAAAACAUUUUAUAUAAAUUUCACAAAUCGAUAUGAAUUACAAAAUAAUUACCUAAUAGAAAUAACAUUCAGUCCCAUUUUUUACAAUUAUAAUCACUCCUUUUAGCAGGAAAUAGACUAUUAUAAAUUAUAAAUUCGUAAAAAUAAUUUUGUAAAAUUGUAUCCUAUGUGAAAUUAAAUUUUUUGCA
Messenger RNA from Apis florea (little honeybee), 3486 nucleotides. RefSeq names its product sister chromatid cohesion protein DCC1. Lineage: Eukaryota; Metazoa; Arthropoda; Insecta; Hymenoptera; Apidae. Gene Ontology annotation, biological process: mitotic sister chromatid cohesion; maintenance of mitotic sister chromatid cohesion. Gene Ontology annotation, cellular component: chromosome, centromeric region; Ctf18 RFC-like complex; chromatin. The record is from RefSeq and is a predicted model, not a curated record.